This is a messenger RNA of Musa acuminata AAA Group (dessert banana), 1545 nucleotides long. RefSeq names its product pyruvate kinase, cytosolic isozyme-like. NCBI's taxonomy places the organism in Eukaryota, Viridiplantae, Streptophyta, Magnoliopsida, Zingiberales, Musaceae. The transcript is spliced from 2 exons. Gene Ontology annotation, molecular function: magnesium ion binding; potassium ion binding; pyruvate kinase activity. Gene Ontology annotation, biological process: glycolytic process. The record is from RefSeq and is a predicted model, not a curated record. Gene Ontology annotation, cellular component: cytoplasm. Bases 121 to 1545 code for a protein of 474 amino acids.
UUGCGGUCUAGGACUUUGCGCUCUCCAAUCUUGAUCUCGCCUUCGUGUGGGAGUGCGGGAUGGCGGCGGCCGAAGACGAAGAUCGUGCGCACGCUGGGGCCGGAUUCGAGGUCCGUGGAGAUGAUCGAGCGGCUCCUGAGAGCGGGCAUGAAAGUGGCCCGCUUCAACUUCUCCCACGGCUCCCACGAGUACCACCAGGAGACGCUGCACAACCUGAGGGCCGCCAUGGAGAUCACCGGCAUCCCCUGCGCCAUCAUGCUCGACACCAAGGGUCCUGAGAUCCGAACUGGUUUUCUGAGGGAUGGCAAGCCCAUCCAGCUGAAGAAGGGACAAGAGUUGAUCAUCUCUACCGAUUACGGCAUCCGAGGCGACGAGAACAUGAUCUCCAUGAGCUACAACAAGUUGGCUGAAGACCUGAAACCAGAUGGCGUUAUACUCUGCGCUGAUGGGACGAUCACGCUCACCGUGCUGUCCUCCGACAGCAGUUCAGGCCUGGUGCGCUGUCGCUGCGAGAACUCCGCUCUUCUUGGAGAGAGGAAGAACGUCAAUCUUCCAGGCGUCGUCGUAGAUCUUCCUACGCUUACCGAGAAGGACAAGGAAGACAUGUUGCGAUGGGGCGUCCCCAAUAAGAUCGACAUCAUCGCUCUGUCUUUUGUGAGGAAAGGAUCCGACGUUAUCGAAGCCAGGAAGCUGCUCGGCGACCAUGCGAAGUCCAUCGUGCUAAUGUCCAAGGUCGAGAACCAGGAAGGCGUGGCUAACUUCGACGACAUUCUCGCCAAGUCCGACGCCUUCAUGGUUGCUCGAGGUGAUCUGGGGAUGGAGAUCCCGAUCGAGAAGAUCGUCUACGCGCAGAAGUUGAUGAUCUACAAGUGCAACGUGCAAGGGAAGCCGGUGGUGACGGCGACUCAGAUGCUGGAGUCCAUGAUCGAGUCCCCUCGUCCCACGCGGGCGGAGUCGACCGACGUGGCCAACGCGGUUCUCGACGGCACCGACUGCGUCAUGCUCAGCGGAGAGACGGCAGCGGGCGUUCACCCUGACUUAGCCGUGGAGACGAUGGCAAAGAUAUGCCUCGAAGCAGAGUCCUACCUCGACUGCGGUGCUGUCUUCGAGCAACUCAUGGCGGCGGCGCCUGCUCCCACGAGCCCCUUGGAGAGUCUCGCCUCGUCCGCAGUCCUAACAGCUCGCUCGGCGAGGGCGGUUCUCAUCAUCGGUCUCACCAGGGGAGGAACCACCGGGAAGCUGGUGGCGAAGUACAGACCACCAGUGCCGAUCUUAUCGAUUGUGGUUCCGGAGAUAACGACGGACUCAUUCGACUGGUUCUGCAGCGACGAGGCUCCGGCGAGGCACGGCUUGGUAGUCAGAGGGCUGAUUCCGGUGUUGAGCGGCGGAAUGACGAAAGCCACGCACCCAGAGACCAUCGAAGAAGCGCUCGAGUUCGCCAUGCAGCACGCGAAAGCUGCGGGCCUCUGCGAACAGGGCGAUGCUGUCGUCGCACUGCACCGCAUGGGAUCUGCUUCGGUCUUCAAGCUUUUAACCAUCAAAUGA